GUCAGAGUUUAUGGUCCUUAGUGUAAACGGGUCUUAACGCUUAGUACUCAAGAUCAAAACAUCUGAAAUCUAAUUCAAGUGUACUUCUUGAAAGCGUGUAGUGUACUUGAUGAACUAUUGUUUUCAACCUCCUCCAGAGAAUUAAAAACCAUUUGCUGUGAAGUUUUUUUUAGACAGUUUUGUGCUCAUAAUAGGAGUGAUCCAGGUUUGUUGCAUCACUUUGCAGUGUAGAAACGCAGUGAGAUCAUUGAGCUGCAGCUGAAAGGUUGAAGGCUUGAAGCUGAAACCUUCUUUUGCUCUUCAGAGUUCCAGAGUUAAAGACUGACUGAAACUCCUGUAGUUUGUAUCUGGUGUGAGGCGGCAGUGAAUGCACAAUGAUUCGUGUGUAACUGAGCUGCUCAGAGAUUGAUCAAGACCCCAGUUGAUGGCGAGAGUCGCGAGCGCCGCCUAGUGUCUGCAGGUGAUGAUGACACGAUCCGACUCUCACAGGCUCCAGUCCCUUCAGAUCAUAUGAACUUUCGCCGCGCUUCCAUUCGUGCGCAACAGUCAAAGUUCUGAAGUCUUUGACGCGAUCAAGAGUGUUUUCAUUUUCAAAUGUAAUCCGGUGUCACUCCGGUCCUCGACGGAAUGCCAUUUUCGCGUGAUAUUCCCGUCUGUGGUUUAUUCCAGCAUGUGUUUGGAGGCGGAGUGACUGACUGACAUCCAUUCAUCAUAUAAAAGGGAAGUUGAGCGGCUGAACAUCAGAAACUCUCUCUCUCUCUUUCUCUCGCUGUCAUAUGAUUGAUCAUGAAUACGAUGAAGGCGCUGAAAAGCGCGCUCGUGUGCUUGGUCAUCUUACCGCGAUUUCUCGUCGCCGCGUUCAUGCUGUGGUGUCUUGAUUUUCUGUGCGUGAGAAAGAGAGUUUUAUUCCAUCACGGCGAGGAAGAGGAGGAGGAUGAAGACCCUCCGCUGUGCGUCUCCGACAACAACCGCAUGUUCAGCUGGGAGUCGCUCAAAGCGGUUUUCCACGGACACAAGCUGGACUGGAUGAAGUCCGCGCGCCUCGGCCACGCAGCGCCCAACAGUGAAGUGGUUCCGCUCGCGGAGCUCAAGCGCAAACGCAUCCUGGAGUUCGCGCGCGGUCAGCGGCCGCUGGUGCUGAAUUUCGGCAGUUGCAGCUGACCGCCGUUCAUGAAGCGCCUGAAGGUGUUCCAGCGGCUCGUGCUUCAGUACGCGGACAUCGCCGAUGCUCUGGUGGUUUACAUCGAAGAGGCGCAUCCGUCCGACGGCUGGAUCAGUUCCGACGCGCCGUAUCAGAUCCGCAAGCACCGGAGUCUGGAGGAGCGACUGAGCGCCGCGCGGCUGAUGGAGCGCGAGGCGCCGGGCUGCGCGAUAGUGGCCGACAGCAUGGAGAACUCUUCCAACAGCGCGUACGGGGCUUAUUUCGACAGACUUUAUAUCGUGCAGGACGGGAAGGUGGUGUAUCAGGGCGGUAGGGGACCGGAGGGCUACCGGAUCUCCGAGCUCCGACACUGGCUGGAUCAGUACCGCGAGCGUCUGCGCGAUGCCGUGAUUCGACUGUAGAAGUGAGGCGACUUUCACGAGCUGCUGCGGGAAGAGAAGAGUUUCCCGGGACCGACUGACCUCGUCAUGACUGUUUCCAGCCGAGAGCAUCUUCUGUGGAAGCUCAUUCCCGACACAGGAGGAGGAAAAAUCACGCUUUUGUCAAUUAUAAUUGACACAAAAAUAUCUCAUAGCCACUUUAAUCUCAAAAUGAUCAUUUAGUACUUCAUAACUUUGACUUUUUAUCUCAUAAUUGUGACUUUAAUCUCAAAAUGAUCAUUUAGUACUUCAUAACUUUGACUUUUUAUCUCAUAAUUAUGACUUUAAUCUCAAAAUGAUCAUUUAAUACUUCAUAACUUUGACUUUUUAUCUCAUAAUUGUGACUUUAAUCUCAAAAUGAUCAUUUAGUACUUCAUAACUUUGACUUUUUAUCUCAUAAUUAUGACUUUAAUCUCAAAAUGAUCAUUUAGUACUUCAUAACUUUGACUUUUUAUCUCAUAAUUGUG
This is a messenger RNA of Megalobrama amblycephala (Wuchang bream), 2048 nucleotides long. RefSeq names its product iodothyronine deiodinase 3a (gene dio3a). Gene Ontology annotation, molecular function: thyroxine 5'-deiodinase activity. Lineage: Eukaryota; Metazoa; Chordata; Actinopteri; Cypriniformes; Xenocyprididae. The transcript has a single exon. The record is from RefSeq and is a predicted model, not a curated record.